Messenger RNA from Miscanthus lutarioriparius, 2841 nucleotides. NCBI's taxonomy places the organism in Eukaryota, Viridiplantae, Streptophyta, Magnoliopsida, Poales, Poaceae. The record is from the annotation of a GenBank genome assembly.
AUGAAAGAACAUGCCAAUAUCCCUAUGUAUAAGAAACAAAAUGGUUGGACAAGAGAGGAUUGGAGAAAUAUCACCAAACAGUUCAAUGAAAAGUUUCCUUUGGCUCAUUUUACAAAACAACAAAUGCAAUCAAAGGAAAAGGAGUUGAAAGAGAACUACAAGAUAAUACGAGAUGCUAGGAAAAAUAGUGAUGCUAGUUGGAAUGAGUCAUUAUGCAUGAUUAUUGCCAAACCAAAGAUUUGGGAUGAAAUGAUUGAGGGGAAUGCGAAAGUAUUAGUAAGUUCCAAAAGAAGUCAUUUCCUCUAUAUGAAAACUUGGCAUCAUUGUAUGCAGGACCAAGAAGGUGCUAGUGAAAAAAUACGGAAGCAAAGUCAAAUGGCUGCUAAAAUAAGUGAAUUCAUAGAGUUUAGAAAGAUCAUGAUAGAUGAGAAGAAAAAACAAGAAGAUGAUUAUUGUGUGGAGAAGUGCAUUGAUGUUGUGGAUGGCAUGGAAGACCUAACUGAUGAGCAGAAGGAAGAUGCUAAUGAGCUCUUCCAAUCUAAGACGAAUCUACAAAUAUUUAUGAAGACAAAGAAUCCAAAUGUUCGACUAAUUUGGCUAAAGAAAAAAAAUUCACAGCCCGAGCAUCGGCGCGUCAAGCACGCCAUCGAGAAGCGUCUCGACUCGGCGUCCCAUCACACUGCAGGGACACACAAGAUGCUGCAUCCUAGCUGGGUCGGCGUCUCGGCGUACGUCUCGGAGUAUUGGUCUGUGAUAAUCGCCACUGUUGUUUUCGCAUUUGUUGGUGCGGUGACAAUUUACUACACAGUCAAUCAGUUGAACAAGAAAAUCAGCUUGAGCCUGAUAAAGGCUAUCAAGGCCAGGGCCAAGAGGUACAAGAAAUGGAAGGACAAGGUGCCCGCUGCGUCCCACAUCUGGAGGAAAGAAGUUGUCCCCCGCGGUAAAGGCCUGAAAUGCUGCGUGUGCUUGAAGUCCGUUUCACCUCCUCAGUACUCUGGGGGGACCAUCCAUCAGUGCGAUAUCUGCGGCGCCGCCGCGCAUCCGAGUUGCUCGGGGAAUGCGCACAAGGAUUGCAAGUGUGUAUCUAUGGCUGGUUUGGACCAUGUGCUUCACCAGUGGGCUGUGCAAUGGAUCGACAGUGCGGAUCACUCUGAAGAAGACUCUUUCUGUUGCUACUGUGAUGAAUCUUGCAAUGGGGCUUUCCUUGCGGGGUCUCCGGUUUGGUACUGUAUGUGGUGUCAGAGGCUGGUGCAUGUUGAUUGUCACAGCAGCUUGGCCAAGGAAACUGGUGAUAUCUGUGACUUGGGACCACUGAAGCGGUUGAUAUUAUCACCUCUUUGUGUUAAGGAGCUUCAUUGGACAGGUGCUGGGAUUUUGAGUUCUAUCACAAAUGGGGCUAAUGAAUUGGCUUCUACUGUCCGAGAGACAAUUCUGAUUCGUAGUAAAAGGUACAAAAGGAGUAGUGCUUCUGCUGAUUCAGAUAGCUCUGGGGCUAUUGAGCUACCAUCUGAUGUUGAAGGAGAUUCACAAGAAGUAAACAGCGCAGCAAAGAGGAGGGAUGAUCAGGCCAAUGGCAAACUCAAUGAGGUACAGCAAAGCUCUGAAUCAGAGAAAGAUAAGCAACAUGUACCAGAUAACGCAGCUACAACUAAUAGAUCAAAUGUACAACGUGAGAAUUCUCAUGUACAGAACAAUCAGAAGUAUGAAAUUAUCAACGUGCCUUCUGAUUCUAGGCCGCUUCUAGUUUUCAUUAACAAGAGAAGUGGUGCACAGAGUGGUGAUUCACUGAGACAGCGCCUGCAGAUUCUUCUUAAUCCUGUGCAGGUUUUCGAGUUGAGCAAACAGCAAGGUCCAGAUGUUGGUUUAGCUUUAUUUCGGAAGGUAACCCAUUUCAGAGUUCUUGUAUGUGGUGGAGAUGGUACUGCUGGAUGGGUUUUGGAUGCCAUUGAGAAACAGAAGUUUGAAACUCCACCUCCUGUAGCCAUCCUUCCAGCUGGUACUGGUAAUGAUCUUGCGAGGGUUUUAUGUUGGGGUGGUGGCCUUGGUGUUAUUGAGAAGCGGGGAGGUCUAUUCUCAGUUUUGCAAGAUGUAGAGCAUGCAGCAGUCACUGUUCUUGACAGAUGGAAGAUCACCAUAAAGGACAACCAAGGGAAACUUAUGGCACCACCAAAAUUUAUGAACAACUACUUUGGGGUUGGCUGUGAUGCAAAGGUUGCCUUAGAUAUACACAAUCUGAGGGAAGAGAACCCUGAACGGUUUUAUAGCCAGUUUAUGAACAAGGUGCUGUAUGCAAGAGAGGGAGCAAAGAACAUUAUGGAUAACACAUUUGAUUGUUUUCCUUGGGAUGUCAAGCUCGAGAUAGAUGGAUCCAAAAUUGAUAUUCCUCAGGACUCUGAAGGUAUCCUUGUCGCCAAUAUCAGGAGCUACAUGGGAGGGGUUGACCUUUGGAAGAACGAGGAUGAUGUCUCUGACACUUACCUCCCUCAGUCCAUGCAUGACAAGAAACUGGAAGUUGUUAGCUUCACAGGAAUGCUGCAUCUCGGAAGACUGCAGAUUGGGCUUUCUCGUGCAAAAAGAUUAGCCCAAGGUCAUCAUAUAAAGGUUGAAAUCAGUACUACAAUGCCAAUUCAAGUUGAUGGAGAGCCAUGGUCCCAGGAGCCGGGCACCAUAGAGGUUUCUCAUCAUAGCCAGGCCUUCAUGCUUAAGAGAGUCUCCGAAGAACCACUCGGUCAUGCCGCUUCGGUAAUGGCCGACAUCUUGGAAAAAGCCGAGAACAGUGGCAUUAUCUCAGCCUCGCAGAAGAGGACUUUGCUCCAGGAGAUAGCAUCUAGGCUUUUGUAG